Messenger RNA from Tribolium madens (black flour beetle), 1744 nucleotides. RefSeq names its product aldehyde dehydrogenase, dimeric NADP-preferring-like. The record is from RefSeq and is a predicted model, not a curated record. Gene Ontology annotation, molecular function: aldehyde dehydrogenase (NAD+) activity. Gene Ontology annotation, cellular component: cytoplasm. Gene Ontology annotation, biological process: aldehyde metabolic process. The coding region runs from base 165 to 1673 and encodes 502 amino acids. The transcript has 2 exons. NCBI's taxonomy places the organism in Eukaryota, Metazoa, Arthropoda, Insecta, Coleoptera, Tenebrionidae.
GCAUUUAAGUCCCCACACUUAAUAACACUCGAGGUUUGAUUUAGUUUAGAGCAGUGUGAGGAAGGUCAAAAACGCAUCCGUUUUUCCAGUGCCAACAUAAAUAUUUUUCCGUAUCCACGAUUAUAAGGGAAAUUUUCGUCGAUCUAUUUUAAUUUCAAGUCAAAAUGUCGAAUCCUUCCGAGGUUUUAUGCAGCGUACGCAAUGCAUUUUCCACCGGAAUCACGAAAAACGCUCCAUUCCGUCUCAACCAAUUAAAAGCACUUUUACGUUUAUACGAAGAAAACGCCCCUGCUAUGAUCGCAGCUCUGGCUGAAGACCUUCACAAAUCCAAAUACGAAUCAAUCCUAUCCGAAGUCGACUAUUUAAAAAACGACGUUCUCAACAUGAUCUACAACCUUUCAUCAUGGAUGGAACCUGAAAAACCCGAAAAAACCUUAGUCAACAUCAUGGACCAACUCCUAAUCCACAAAGAGCCCUACGGCGUGGUCCUCAUCAUCGGUGCUUGGAAUUACCCCCUCCAACUCGUCUUCGCCCCCCUUGCUGGAGCCAUCGCAGCUGGAAAUUGUGCCAUUUUGAAACCCUCAGAAGUGUCAUCAGCUUCAUCUAAACUAAUUGCAGAACUUGUCCCCAAAUACCUCGACAAUGAUUGUUUCAAAGUCAUCGAAGGCGGAGUUGCUGAAACUUCAGCACUUCUGAAGUUGCGUUUUGAUUAUAUUUUCUUCACGGGUUCGACACAUAUUGCAAAGAUUGUGAGCGAAGCUGCGGCCAAAUUUCUAACACCGGUCACUCUUGAACUUGGAGGAAAAAGCCCGGUUUAUGUUGACAAUACUGUUGACAUAGAAAUAGCAGUCAACAGGAUCAUGUGGGGGAAAUGUCUCAACUCGGGGCAAACUUGCAUCGCCCCUGACUAUCUUUUAUGCUCGAAGGAAGUCCAAGAGAAGUUUAUCGAGACUGCUAAGAAGGUUAUACCACAGUGGUAUGGCGACAAAGUUAAACAAUCGCCCGAUUAUGGCAGAAUUAUCAAUGAUAAUCACUUCAAACGCAUCAUGAGAUUACUAGAAGGCACAAAAAUUGCCUAUGGGGGAGAAUAUGACUCUCAAGAGCGUUACAUCUCACCCACGAUUGUCGUCGAUGUGAAACCUACAGAUCCUAUAAUGCAAGAAGAGAUUUUCGGCCCGAUUUUGCCCAUAAUCAUCGUAGAUAACGCAGUCGAUGCGAUUAAUUUUGUUAAUCAAGGGGAAAAACCAUUGGCUUUGUAUGUGUUUUCAAAUAAGAAGACUGACAUUGAUUUAUUCAUCAAAAAUACAUCGAGUGGUGGUGUCUGUAUUAAUGAUACUUUAAUGCAGUUUUCAUGUGAGAGUUUACCUUUUGGAGGAGUUGGUAAUAGUGGGCUUGGGGCGUACCAUGGGAAGUACAGCUUUGAUACUUUUACUCACAAGAAGGGUACUUUAGUUAAGAAUGCGGGGAAGUUGGGUGAAAAGUUACAAAAUGCGAGGUAUCCACCCUAUAAUGAAAGCAAGUCGAAGUUUCUUAGCACCAUGUUGAAGAAAAGGCCAACGAUUCCGAUGACGUAUAUGUGGCAUUUUAUUAGUUUUGGGCUGGGAGUUGUGGCUACUUUGGCGGUGAAAUGUGCGUGUAAUUAUAUGGAGUAUAAAAAUAAGAAACAAUUUUAAGUCUUUCAAUUUUUUAUGGAGUUUAUAUUUGUUGUUUGUAAUAUGUUACUUUAUUAAAUAAUGAAACUAGA